Molecule: messenger RNA, 624 nt
Organism: Chenopodium quinoa (quinoa)
Lineage: Eukaryota; Viridiplantae; Streptophyta; Magnoliopsida; Caryophyllales; Amaranthaceae
Exons: 1
Coding region: 1-624 (207 amino acids)
Molecular function (GO): nucleic acid binding; zinc ion binding
Source: RefSeq, a predicted model, not a curated record
AUGGGUUCCAGGUUUGACAAAGCAAUUGACAUGGACCCUAAUGAGCUGACAGAACAUGCUAAAGAGGUUUUGGAGACAAGAAGUGAAGAGUCAAGGUUGUGUCAUGUAACAACAGCUAGUGGGAGAGAGUUUGAAGUCAGGGAUGACCAUGUCAAGUUCCCUGUCACACUUCAGACUAUGACAUGUGGGUGUGGGAAAUGGCAGGGAUCAGGGAUACCAUGCAGGCAUGGUCUUAGGGUCAUCUACAGCCAGAGACUACAGCCAACAGAUUUUGUGUCACCAUACUACAAGGGGGCUGCGUAUAAGAUGACUUAUGGAGACCAUAUCCACCCUAUGGCUGAUCCUACUCAUUGGCCUGCAUUUGAUGUACCUGAAAUUUUACCACCAACUGUCAAAAGAACUGCAGGCAGACCAGCUAAGCAGAGAAGAAGAGCCCCUCAUGAAGCAAGGAAAGGAAAGAGGCACAAGAACAACAAAUGCAGUGUUUGCAAGGAAUUGGGACACAAUGCCUUAACCUGUAAGGCAAGGAAGGAAGCAGCAAAAAAGGCACAAGAUGCAGCAACCUCUUCACAGCAAGCCAAAGGAAGGGGGAGGAAGAGAAAGGCUGACAGUCAGCAACCUUGA